Molecule: messenger RNA, 915 nt
Organism: Acanthosepion pharaonis
Lineage: Eukaryota; Metazoa; Mollusca; Cephalopoda; Sepiida; Sepiidae
Source: the annotation of a GenBank genome assembly
AUGCAGAUGGGAGGAAACAAAAAUGAUAUCUUUUCUUUCUUUUUUUUAUUCUUUCUUUUUAUCUUUUUUUUUCCCCCUUUCCUUAUUUUUUUUCUUUGCUUCAUACAAAUAGGAGGAAAUAAAAAUAUUUUUUACUUUUUAUUUUUCUUUCUUUUUUCUUUUCUUUUCUUUUUUCUUUUCUUUUCUUUUUUCUUUUCAUUUUUCCUUUUCUUUUUUCCUUUUUUUUCCUUUUUCUUUUUUCCUUUUCUUUUUUUCAUUUUUCCUUUUUUCUUUUUUCCUUUUUCUUUUUCCUUUUCUUUUUUCCUUUUUUCUUUUUUCCUUUUCUUUUUUCCUUUUUCUUUUUCCUUUUUCUUUUUUUCCUUUGCUUUUUUCCUUUUCUUUUUUCUUUUUCUUUUUUCCUUUUUCUUUUUUCCUUUUUUUUCCUUUUUCUUUUUUCCUUUUUCCUUUUCUUUUUUCAUUUUUCCCUUUUCCUUUUCUUUUUUCCUUUUCCUUUUUUCCUUUUUCUUUUUCUUUUUCUUUUUCCUUUUCAUUUUUCCUGUCUCUUUUUUCUUUUUCUUUUUUCCUUUUUCUUUUUCCUUUUUCUUUUUUUCUUUUUUCUUUUUUUCCUUUUUCAUUUUUUUCGUUUUCUUUUUUUCCGUUUUCUUUUUUUCCGUUUUUUUCCUUUUUUCCGUUUUUUUCCUUUUUCUUUUUUUCCUUUUUUUCUUUUUUCCUUUUUCUUUUUUCCUGUCUCUUUUUUCCUGUCUCUUUUUUCCUUUUUUCUUUUUCUUUUUUCCUUUUUCUUUUAUUUCCUUUUUCUUUUAUUUCCUUUUUCUUUUUUUUCUUUUUUCCUUUUUCUUUCUCUUCUUUCUUCCUUUUUCUAUUUCUUCUUUUUUUCUUUUUCUUUUUUCUUUUCUUUUUUUUGAUUCAUGUAGAUAG